UACUUGUUCAGGUUUUCAGCUGCUUUGGGUGAAGAGAUUUUUUAUAUCACUUUCCUUCCAUUUACCUACUGGAAUAUUGAUCACUCCGUAUCUAGAAGAAUGAUAAUUGUUUGGUCUAUAGUGAUGUACAUAGGCCAGGUCUCCAAGGACAUCCUGAAGUGGCCUCGACCUCUCUCACCACCUGUUGUCAAGCUGGAAAUGAGGACGAACGCGGAGUAUGGGAUGCCUUCCACCCACGCCAUGGCAGCCACAGCCAUCUCCUUCUCCUUUUUCAUUGCAACCACGAACCAGUACAAGUAUCCAUUUGAACUCGGCCUGGUAGCAGCUUUUGUGUUUUCGACCCUGGUGUGUCUCAGCAGGCUCUACACGGGGAUGCACACAGUCCUGGAUGUGAUCGGUGGAGCACUGAUUUCGGCCGUGCUGCUCAUGCUCUUGUAUCCUGCGUGGGACAUGAUAGAUCACUUGCUGUUAACUAGUCCCUUCUGCCCACUGCUUUCCAUAGUUGUGCCUCUUGUCCUAUGUUACAACUACCCCAAACUAGACUAUUAUAGCCCUACUAGGGGAGACACCACUACUAUCUUGGGAGCAACAGCUGGAGCAACUGUGGGAUUUUGGUUGACCAACCAGUACACUGCACCAGUCUAUGCCAGCAAAAGUUUGGAGCUUGGAUUUCCUCUGAUCACCAGCAAAUUGGUGGUUGUGCUAGCCAGGUUCUUUGUAGGCAUCUUAGUUGUUCUACUGACGCGCUGGCUCAUGAAGAGCGUGGUCCUUGGUGCGCUGGGUUAUCGGUACAGGUUUCCCAUUCGUGACCUGGAAGCCCGGAGACGACUGGAAGUUGAAGUGCCCUAUAAGUUUAUCACGUACUCCUCAGUUGGCUUCACGGCUACCGUGAUUGUGCCGCUGCUGCACGAGCUGUUGGGGCUGAAGUGAGCUCAGCACCUUCCUCACUGAGCGACGGGCGGCACCACCACUUCAGAGACGCGGGAACUCCAUCAGGGCUGGUAACUUGACCAAAAAGUGUUUUGUGCCUUUCUGCACUGGUGUGGUGGGUUGACUCUGGCUGGAUGCCAGGGGCUCACCAAAGCCGCUCUAUCACUCCUCAGCUGGGCAGGGAAA
Molecule: messenger RNA, 1116 nt
Organism: Manacus vitellinus (golden-collared manakin)
Lineage: Eukaryota; Metazoa; Chordata; Aves; Passeriformes; Pipridae
Gene: SGPP2
Product: sphingosine-1-phosphate phosphatase 2
Exons: 4
Coding region: 100-930 (276 amino acids)
Biological process (GO): sphingosine metabolic process; phospholipid dephosphorylation
Cellular component (GO): endoplasmic reticulum membrane
Molecular function (GO): sphingosine-1-phosphate phosphatase activity
Source: RefSeq, a predicted model, not a curated record